Messenger RNA from Mercurialis annua (annual mercury), 1719 nucleotides. RefSeq names its product receptor like protein 29. Gene Ontology annotation, molecular function: protein binding. The transcript has a single exon. The record is from RefSeq and is a predicted model, not a curated record. The coding region runs from base 134 to 1507 and encodes 457 amino acids. Lineage: Eukaryota; Viridiplantae; Streptophyta; Magnoliopsida; Malpighiales; Euphorbiaceae.
CCAAUUCUUAUUUUCUUUCUCUCAUAUCAUUGCUCUGUCUCUCCCUUACUAUCCACCUCAAACAUCAAACUAAACAACUCCCCACCUAUAAAAAAACUAUCCAAACAACUCCUUCAACUUAUAAUCUUCCAUUAUGUUGUCAUGCAUUUCCUUUACUUUUUCACCUUCUUCUCCACUACCCACUCUGUUUUCCCUUCUUCUCCUCCUGUUUUUCCCUCAUUUUCAUGCAACUAAUAAUGACAUGCCUCAUUCAGAAGCUGAGACUCUCUUCAAGAUCAUGGACUCCAUGUCUUCUAAUCAAAACUGGAGAAUCUCUUACCCUAACCCUUGUGAUCCUGCUUCUAUUUGGCCUGGUAUUGAGUGUAAACUAGGUUCAGACAGUCACUUGCAUGUCUCUAGGCUUGACUUUGGUACUAAUCCAAACCCAACAUGCAAAUCUACUGCUACAUUUCCUAACUUAAUCUUCUCACUUCCUUAUCUUCAAUCAGUUUUUUUCUUGAACUGUUUCACUCAUACCAAAACUCUUCUAGCUAUUUCACCAAAUUCAUCCAAUUCUGCUCUUCAACAGCUUAGUCUCAGAUCAAAUCCUGCUCUGUUCGGUCCAAUUCCGUCUCAGAUUUCCUCUCUAAAGUCUCUAAAAAUCCUCACAUUGUCACAAAAUCAUCUCUCUGGACCUAUCCCUGUUGAAAUUUGUAGUCUGAAUUCUCUAGUUCAUCUUGAUUUAAGCUAUAAUAUCCUUACAGGCACUAUACCAGUGCAACUGGGUACUCUUAAGAAUCUAGUGGGUCUUGAUUUAAGCUAUAAUUCUCUUACAGGAACAAUUCCAGACACAAUUGGGGAACUGGGCAUGCUUCAAAAACUUGACUUCAGUUCAAACUCACUCAUGGGUGUGAUUCCUGACAGUAUAGAGAAUCUCAGUUCAUUAGCUUUCAUGGCGCUGAGUAACAACAAAUUCAGAGGCUAUUUUCCAGUGGGAUUACAGAAGCUACAAAGCUUACAGUAUUUCAUAAUGGAUGACAAUCCAAUGAACAUUCCUUUGCCUGUGGAGUUUAGUAAGUUGGUGAAACUUCAAGAAUUAAGGCUUGCAAAUUCAGGGUAUUCAGGUAAUUUACCACCAAGUUUCUCACUAUUAAUGAACCUCACAACUCUGUCUCUUCAAAACAAUAAGUUAAAUGGUAAAAUUCCUGAAAGUUUUGGCAGUCUUUCUCAUAUUUACCAUAUGAACCUCAGUAGAAACUUGUUGAGUGGAGUUGUGCCUUUUGAUGCAAGAUUCUUGAAGAGAUUAGGGAGGAAUUUGGAUCUAAGUAGUAAUUCAGGGCUUUGUUUGAAUCCAACUGAAGAAUUUAAUGUCAAGAUUGGAAUUGGAGUUGGUAUUUGUGGUGAAACUAGCAAGAAUAGUUCUAUGAUCAAAAAAUCUGAAGGCUAUUCUCAUGGAUUUUCUGUGUUAUUUUCUAUAUUUGGUGGUUUUUUGGUUCAUGGAUUGCACCAAAUAAUGUAUCUAGCAUGAUUAUAAUCAUAUGUAUAAAUUAGUAAUGGUAGUUUGUGAUAGAAUUAUGAUGAAGAGUUUAAGAUUUUGUUUGCAUUUGGUUAUUUUUUUCAGGUUCUGCUGAAAAUUUAAGGUUAUUUCUGCUAUUACUGGAUUGCCAAGAUAUAGCAGAAAACAAACCUAAAAUCUAUGUAUGAUAAACAUUACUGAACAUUCAGUUUGUGGCUGCUUUA